AAAUAUUAUCACACUAGUAGCUUUAGUAUAGAUUAAGAUAAGAUGUUGAGUAUGAAUUGGUUGUUCUUCCAUCAUGUCAGCAUAGUCUAUUAUAACAAGGUAGUGAGAAUUAAGAUGCUGAGUAAUUACUUUCUCCGGCCUUUCGAGGAAAAUGUGGUUUGGUACCAUAUAAUUUAAUCUCAUGUUUAGGAGCUAACAACUUAUUUACGGUGGUUGUCAAGGAUAAUUGGUUCUGAUUAUGGAUAUACAAGUGAGUUAAAAAUAAAAUUUUUAGAUUGCCCCAUGAUAAGAAGAUUAAGUUUUCUAUAGAUUUAGUUCCUAACACUCAACGACAUCCAUACGUCUAGAACAAAUGGUUAGCAAAACUUUAGGUGUUAAGAGAGAAACUACAUGAUUUUCUCAAUAAGAUAUUUAUUAGCCCAACUUCUUUUCCUUGUGAAUCCCUGAUAUUGCUUAUAAGGAAGAAAGAAGUUCAUGAUCCCAUUCUUGCUCAUUUUACCAAAAUAAAGGGGCCUAUAAUUAAAGAAUUACAAGAACUUGUUGAAAGUGGAAUUUAAUUUUAGCUUGAUCAUUCAAGGACAUUGUUAGACCAUGUGUAAAUGGUCCCCCCAAAAUUUUUUCCAUAGUUGAUGAUAUCAUGAAGUCUCUGUCAAGGUUUAGACUUGGUCAAGUUGGUAGAUAAUGCGAGAAACUGUAAGUUACGAACUUCUUAGUUGAUUUUACGGUGUUUUGUGGUUGAAGUCUUGAUUGUAUGUGUCCCAAAUAUUGGUGAUUUAAGAAAAAAAAAAUAUUAAAGGAGUAUCAUCAUUCUUGUUAUACUAUUCACUCAGAUUCGAAUAAAAUCUACUAAUACUUAAGAUAAUUAUACCGCUGGAAAUGGAUGAAAGGGGAGAUAAAAGAUUUUGUGCUUGGUGUGCUAGCAAGUUAAGGUUGAUGACCAAAAGCUUUCAACUUUACUUCAACUUGUUGAAAUAGGUAAGCUAAAGUGGGAGUGCAUUGUCAUGGAUUUCAUUAUAUUUUUACCACUAACUCAAAAAGUUUAUGACUCGGUGUGGGUGAUUAUAAAUUAAUUAACGAAGUCUGCACAUUCUUUAUUUGUUAAGAAUACUAAUAUUCCACCUCAGUAUGCUAAGAAUAAUUUAAACGAGAUCGUUUCUUUACAUGGUAUGUCAAUCUCUACUAUCUCUAGCAACAUGGCUCAGUUGACUGCUCUGUUUUGGAAGUCUAUCUGAAAUGGGAACCCGUUUUAAAUCUUAGUACAAUCAUUACCCUCGGACUGAUGGUCAAUCUGUCAAAACUAUACAAUACAUAGAGAAUAUGUUUCGUGCUUUUGUUGUUAAUAUUGGAGGAAGUUGAUCAAUGUUUUUCUAUGAUAUAAUUUUCAUAUAAAUAGUUACCAAUCUAGUAUUAAAGUGGUGCCUUUUGCAACAUUGUGUAUAGAUGAUGUAUGUUUUCGAUAGGAUGGUUUGAGGUUGGUUAGUCUAAACUAGUGCGUCUAGAGUUGAUUCGAGAUAUUAUUGAAAAGGUUAAGAUCAUCUAAGAGUGUUUAAUGCUAACUCGAAGUAGGAAGAGUCUUACUCCAAUCAGAGGUGUCAUCCUUAAGGCUUAGGGUGGGAGACCAUGUAUUCCUACGUGUUUCACCAAUGUAGGGUGUAUUGUGGUUUGACAAAAAAUGGGAAAAUUGGUUCAAGGUUCAUUGGAAUGAAAUUUUGGCAGAAAUUCAAACUUCUAGCUUAUCGUUUAGCCCUUCGACCAUAUCUCUCGACAGUCCAUGUGAUCUUUAUAUUUCUAUGCUCUAGAAAUACCUUUAUGACCCUUUCAUGUGAUUAGUCAUGAAAAUGUGCAGCUAGACUAGGAUUUUCUUAUGUCGAACCAUUUGACAACUAUAAUAUAUAGAUAAGAAAGUGAUAUAUAUGUUUAUGAUCAAAGGGUAUCGUUUAAGUAAAUAUUCUACGACAGAGAUUGUUUAACGAGAUAAUAGCUUGAGAACCCAGAUAAGUCAUGUGUGACAAGUAUCCACGCUUAUUUGAGAAUCAAGGUUAGUAGUAUAAAUUCGAGGACGAAUUUUUUUAAGGGGGGAAGAUUGAAACGCACCGUUUCAUUUAAAAAAAAUAAAUAAAUAAAUAAUAAUAAAAAUAAAAAAAAAACCACUGAACCCCACCCCACCCAUCAAUUCUCCACAUUUCUAGUUUCUUCUUUCACUUUCUCUACUUCCCCUGUUCCACGUUUUUUCUUUCUUUCUUUCCUUUUCUCUAUCUUUCCAUUUCAUCUCUUCUCAUUCCAAGAACAAAUAUCAACCAUACACUUAAAAGGAAGACACUACAUCUCUAGUAUAAGCUUUCUCAUGCUUCCACAAAUAUUAUUGGGUAUAAUUUUGGGGUUAGGGUUAAUGCUUUAAGGAAGGAGAUGAAUACCCACUCUUGGAAAAUUGUUCAUUGAGAUUCUUUGAGAUAUGACGCUGGAAGCUUCACAUGCUUCUCAGGAGUGGUGGGAGAGCAAACUGAGUUGAUUCGUCAUAACAAUUCAAAGUCAGCUGAGUAGGGGUUUCUAGCAGAUAUUGAGAGUCGUCGGUAUCAUUCUUUUGGAGUUACUAUAGGUGCAGCCACAUGAAAUUAGAUGCUUGUCGAGCCAAGAAGAAAGUACAACAACUUCGUGACAAUCCAAACGUUUUUGAAGUAACAUACAAUGGUGCACAUUCCUGCCGUAUCUCCUUGACAAUACCAUCAUUAUUUUUAGCAGCGCAAAGGAUUUCAAAGGAUAUGACUCCAACCACCAUGCCGGCACCAACUUCAUAUUUAGAGUGGCUUUCACAAGAGAAAGAAGAUGAUGUCAAAGUUAUUUAGUAUAAAAAGAUAUGACAUUUCCCUUGGUUUGGAAAACUAUUUAAAAUUUAUUGUGUUCACAUUAACAUCUAUAUAAACACAAUUUCUCUCCAAAAAUCCCCUUAGCUUUUUCAAGAAACCAGUUCUUCCCUGUUUACAUUCCUGCGUUUUCACCUUUUCUGUUUAGGGUUCUUUCAUAUUAGCCUCUCCUUACCUCCACCAAUCUUGUUAAAUAAAUAAAAUACUAAAUGAAUAAUCUAACUAACAAUAAGAACCUCCAUUCAAAACUACAGUUAGUAGUAGUAGUACUACUAGAUGAAAUUUUAAUGACUCUUUUGUUGAGUUUUAAGACUUAUUAUUUUUUAGAACUGUUGAGUUUUACGAUUUAAAUCCAAUUUAUCAAAGUGAAAAUAUGAACAUUUGAUCAUUACAGUGAAAAUAUGAACAUUUGAUCUUUAGUUAAGGACUGUAAUCUGUGUCUAACGGCUGUGUACUCAUCCAAAAAGAGUUAGCAUCUCAACUUAUUGUCCACUUAUCUUUCAUUCAAUUACAACUAUCUUGAAUUUAUAUACAAAAUUAUUUCAUAAAAAAACAAUAUUAAUUGAAAUACAUGAAAGUUUGUACGCUUAACAAAAUUAAGAAAUACGGACUAGAGUGAACAUGUGGAGAGAAUUGAUGGAAAACUUAUCUCAAGAAAAUAUCUAAAUUAUUAGAGUUGCUGAUAUGAUAAAUAGCUUUGGUCCAUUCAUUUCCUCGAAAUUUCAGUUGACUUAGAAAUAGCUUCUCACACCCGAAUUCAAAAAUGGAUGGUCUCAACUCUCAAUCUCAGUCUCACACAGUCCGAAAACAAUUCUUAUACACUGUGGACAACAUGAUGCAUAUUCUAAAUCAAAUUGGGAGAUGGUUGAUGCAGCCAAAUUUGUGGAGAUUUAUAGGCUUCGCGUCAGCUGUUGUUGGACUGCUCUGUUAUGCUCUAAGCUCUUCCUUCAACUAUCUCUUUGGAGAAUGGAAUUUGCUGAAAAUAUUUCUUUAUAGUGUUUUCAGUUUCAUCAUAUGCUUGGUGAUUUUAUUUGCAAAAUUAUUUCAACAUUCGAGAAGUCUCCGGUUCAAAGCUCACACAGCAUUUUUGGUAUUGACAAUCACCUCUGUUUAUUCCUUUUUCUUCGAUAAAGUGAUGAAUGGGAAACCAGAUGCAUAUAGUUUAAUUUCAUGUGCUGCUUUUUCUAUCAUGUCAUUGAGUUUGUCGAGGCAAACUCAAUGCGGAUUUGAAAUUGAUCUUCUCUAUUUCUUCCUCGGAUGUCUAAUUGUGCAACUCAUGAAGAUUAAAUUGCAGUUAUUCAUUCUUGGAGCAGGUUUCAGCUACUCUCUUAUUAUUCUCCGUUCUUUUUUCUCUUCUAUUGAUGCUAGAGGACAUAAUCAAUACUCUCAAUUCCAAGAUGGAAACUCGGUGGUUCUUCAUAUUGAUUCACUACAACUAGCUAAUACUGAUAUUGCUUGUGCUAGAAGUAGAAAUAACAUCGAUUCACCACCAUUGGUGAUCACUACUGAUAUUAGUAGUGUGAUGGAACAACUCUGGACUUUUGUGAAGGCGCUUCAACAAGAAAAUUUAAAUCUCAUUCAGAUGGUUAUGGAUCAUGUAAAAAACUAUUGUGAACAACACUCUCCAUUGGUGGCGACCGAUCCUAACUUCAUGAUGGAUGCGCUGAAGCCAGAAACAAUCAAAGGCCUGGAGGAAACAGCGAAGGUUAUGGUGAGCGCUGGGUUUGAGAAGGAUUUUUCUGAUGUGUACAACAGUUGCCGGAGGGAAUGCUUGGACAAAUGCCUAAUGCAUAGAUUAUUCAUGUUAAAGAAACUCAGCAGCGAGGACAUUCACGAUAUGCCAUGGAUGGAUCUCGAAGACGAGAUUAAAAUAUGGAUUAGAGCUUUCAAUGUCACCCUUAAGAUACUUUUCCCAGGUGAGCGACAACUCUGUGAUCGUGUCUUCUCCGGGUUCGCAUCUGCAGCUGAUUUCUCCUUCAUUGAGAUUUGCAGGGAAUCCAUCGUUCAACUUCUAAAUUUUGCAGAUUCUAUUGCAGCCGGAAGUCAUUCUCCAGAAUGUUUGUUUAACAUCAUCGAGGUGUUUGAAACAUUGCGUGACCUAAUUCCAGAAUUUGAGUCCUUAUUUUGUGAUCAGUACAGUGUGUCUCUAAAGAAUGAAGCAAUUACUAUAUGGAAGAAACUUGGGAAAGCAAUUAGAAGUAUUUUCAUGGAGUUGGAGUAUUUGCUUGACCAAAACUUGACGACGGGGACAUAUCUCAGCAGUGGUCUUCACCCGAUUACUCAACAUGUGGUGAACUAUCUCCGUGUAGUUUCCCAAUCACGGAAAACACUAGAGCAAGUUUUUGACGAUUCCUCACUUUCUGGGAAGAUUAUUAAUAUUAUGGAUAUAUUGGAGAGUAAUUUAAAAGCAAAGGCAAAAUGCUACGAGGAUCCUUCUUUAGGCUAUAUUUUCUUGAUGAAUAACAACACUUAUAUAAUUCAGAUGACCAAAGAUAAUGAACUAGGAAUCCUUUUAGGGGAUGAAUGGUUCCAAAAACACACUCUGAAAAUUUGGCACUACCAUGAACAAUAUCAGAUAACUUUGGGCACUAUGCCCCCCACUUUAGUGCAAGAUUUUUUCCCAUUAUUGUACAUCAAACAACAGAUAAAAGGUGUACGAAGGAUCGAAGGAUCAAAGGCGUACGAAGGAAAUGUGCAGGAAAUAGAAGCAUUACUCUCUCAGCUACCAAAAAGUAGGAAAAUGGAACCGGAGAUAGAGAUAAGAACAAUAGUACUGAUCUCUCCUGCACCACACGUUGAAAGCAUAGAAAAAAUGCCACCGAAAGACGGGUUUAUCUGGAAAAAAUAUGGAAAGAAAGAGAUACCUGACGUCAAAUACCCGAGGAGUUACUAUAGGUGCAGCCACAUGAAUUUAGAUGCCUGUCAAGCCAAGAAGAAAGUACAACAACUUGGUGACAAUCCAAACGUUUUUGAAGUAACAUACAAUGGUGCACAUUCCUGCCGUAUGUCCUUGACAAUACCAUCAUUAUUUUUACCAGCACGAAGGAUCUCAAAGGAUAUGACUCAAACCACCAUGCCGGCAUCAACUUCAUAUUCUGAGUGGCUUUCAUCGGGCACGCCAGCCAAAUACAUAAACUCUAUCCCAACGGCCAAGCUAGCUGCUCCGGAAGACGGUGGGCAUCAUCCUAUGACGGACAAUGUCGUGGACUCUCUUAUUUCUGAUAUCAGAUCACAGCAGAUCUAUGCUGUUAAUGGAGACGAAGAAUUUUCACCAGAAACGGACAGGACAAUGGAACUGUUAGAGAGCAUAUUGGCAUCGAUGUCCGAAAAAUAUGUGGACGCGUCUUUGCGUCAUUUCUUCAUGAUGAAUAAUUGGAGAUUCUUAGAAAUGACACCUAUAGGAAUGCAACUGAAUGCAAUAUUCGGCAAUGUUUGGUUCCAAAGAAACAGAACAAAAGUCCAACAAAAACUUGAACUCUAUAAAAGAGACUCAUGGGAUAAGGUGUUGGAAUGUUUAAAGUUGGAUAUAAAUGACUCCACGGAAAUUAAUUUUGCGACAGAUUUGAUGAAAGAAAAGCUCAAUUUGUUUAACAUGAAAUUUACAGAAACAUGUAGUGUUCAGUGCAGAUGGUCUGUUCAUGAUGAGAAGCUAAGGGAAGAAAUAAUUGAAUCUCUCAAAAAUACCUUGUUGCCAGCAUAUGGAACCUUCAUUGGGAAGUUUCAGGAUUUUCUUAAAAACAAAGCUUACAAGUAUAUUGAGUAUGGAAUGUUUGAUAUUCAAGAUGUACUUGAUAGUUUGUUUCUUGGAAACAAGAAAGACGUAUGAAUCAUUUGGUUCGGUUUCUAUUUUAUUUUGUCAUUUUUUUCUUAAUCUUUCGAUGAAGUUGUUUUGGUUUUGUAAUGUUAUUUGGCAUUGAUGUACUUUGUGAGAGUGUUUCUUAGAUUUUAUAGAAACAUCUUAUAAUA
This is a messenger RNA of Trifolium pratense (red clover), 6827 nucleotides long. RefSeq lists its product as uncharacterized. The record is from RefSeq and is a predicted model, not a curated record. The transcript has 7 exons. Gene Ontology annotation, biological process: exocytosis; regulation of DNA-templated transcription. NCBI's taxonomy places the organism in Eukaryota, Viridiplantae, Streptophyta, Magnoliopsida, Fabales, Fabaceae. Bases 3625 to 6687 code for a protein of 1020 amino acids. Gene Ontology annotation, cellular component: exocyst. Gene Ontology annotation, molecular function: sequence-specific DNA binding; phosphatidylinositol-4,5-bisphosphate binding; DNA-binding transcription factor activity.